AAUGAUAACAAAGAGAUAAUUUGAUAAGCAUCAGGUGGGACUUUGUAGCAAGGCUUCAUAUCGUUACAGGUUUGAGCAAAGUGAUGCUUAAGCCUUAAGGUAUGAGUCAUAGAGGAAAACUAACAAACACCAACACAAAACUCAAACAAAAGAUAAAGAUAGGAAAAAAAAAAAAUUGAUAAGUUUUCCGGCUGGGCUCAAAAUUGUCAUAAAUGGUGGGUGAUGGAGCAGAACGGAGUUAGAAAUUUUUUCUAGCGGGGACGACCCGAAAGACAACUAAAAAAAAUCUUAUUAUACUAUAUGGUUUAUACCCAAUAUGAUAAUAGGGAUAGAUUUCAAUGAUGAUGUAUCACAAUUUCAAUGUUACAAAAAUUUCAAUAUAGUAGCGGAAAGUGGCAAAGUGAUGAGAAAAUAUCAAUACAUAUGAUAGGCAGGAGAGGGGUUUUUCGGUUUGAAUAACAGAACAAAACACUUUUGCUCAUAUAAUAUUUGAUAUGAAGUUUAAGUGGUAUGAACGUAUGAUAUAGAUACAUAUAUUUUCUUUAAAAAUAAGGAAUGUAUAUUAUCUAAUUGUAGUCUACGACUAAACAAACGAAUUACCUAAGUGGGGGUAUCUGCCCCCAAUGAGCCUUCAUUAGCUUCGUCCAUGUGAUGGAGGAAGGAGGCUUGAAAUUUGAGACAAACCAUGAGGGCUGCUAAAAAAUAAAAAAAAUAAAAAAAUUAGAGGAGGUGUGGGGUCUAUGGUAAUGGGAUGAGAAUGAAUGAAAAAACAAUAAAACAAAAAAAUAAAGAUAUAAAAGAACUGAAAAAACCCUAUAUAUCACGUUGCUUACCAUAUCAUGUAAACCUCACAAUAGGCUUAAAAUAAUGUGGUUCAAAUUCGUUUUUGACGAUAAUCGAACCUAAGAUCUCUAACUUACAAAUGAAUAGAAAUACCACUAGAUUGUAGUAUUAAGUGAUAAUACAACUUAGAUUUAAACAGGACAAAAAUAUAUGAUUAUUAAUGUUGUGUUGGGGUGCUUCUUUGGUUUAGGCAUUAGAGAACUGAGCGCGAGACAUACAAAAGACACCAGCAAAGAGGAUCACUCCAGCCAUAGUCUUUGAUUUCAGAAGGAAAUGGAAAUUAUAAUUGCAAUUGCCUCAAAAAUUGGAGAAUGCUUGGUCACACCAAUAGGAACAGAGUUUGGCUAUUUGAUUCAUUACCAUUCCAACCUUGAAAGUCUUAGGGGUGAGAUAAAAAAGCUUUUUGACAAGAGAGAUGGAGUGCAGCGAUUGGUAGAUGCUGCCAAAAGGAACGGUGAAAUCAUCAAACCUGAUGUUCAGAGUUGGCUAAAGAAUGUGAACGACAUGAUCCAGAAAGUGUUACAUUUUGAGGAUGAAAUUAACAAGAAAAGGCGAUGUAUGAAUCGAUGGAGCUUGAAUCGGAAAACCUAUAAGAUUACACAACAUGUUCUUCAGCUCCAAAACGAAGGAGCAUUUGAAAAUGUGGGCCAUCCUGCACCUCCACGAGGGAUAUGGUUAAAAUUCAAGAAAGGUUUUAAGGAUUUUAAGUCCAGAAUGGCACACAUGAAUGAGGUGAUAGAGGUUUUGAAGAGGGAAGAAGUACGAAUGAUCGGGAUUUGUGGAAUGGGGGGUGUGGGUAAAACCACAAUGGCGAAAGAAAUCAUCACAAGAUUGGCAAAACUGAACCUGUUUGAUAAUAUUGUAAUGGCAACUGUGUCUCAAAGUCCAAGUAUUAAGAUGAUCCAGUUGGACAUUGCAGCACAAAUAGGUUUGGAAUUGAAGGAGGAAUCCGAGUCCGGAAGAGCGCUAAAGCUGCAUGACAAACUCAUGAAAAUAAAGAGGAUCCUGAUUGUAUUAGAUGAUGUCUGGACAGAGCCUGAUUUUGAGGCUAUAGGACUCCCUUGUGAAGAUGCUCAUAAAGGGUGCAAAGUUUUGUUGACAUCAAGAGAUUCCGAAGUCUGCAACGCGAUGGGAAGUCAACAAAUCAUUGCAGUCCGGAUUUUAACAACAGAAGAAUCAGAGGAGCUCUUUAGAGAAAUGGUAGGUGAAUCCUUCAAUGCUCCUGAUUUACAUUUCACUGCAAAAGAUGUUGUGAAGGAAUGUGGAGGUUUACCUAUUGCUAUUGUAACUGUUGGAAAAGCCCUAGAAAAGAAAAAGAAGCAUGAAUGGGAAGAUGCCCUUAAUCAGCUGCGAAAUUCUAACCCAGUGAACCUCCAUGGAGUGGACAGCAAAGUUUAUUCUAGUAUAAAAUUGAGUUAUGAUGGCUUGGAGAGUGAUGAAGCAAGGUCAUGUCUUUUACUUUGUUGUCUAUUUCCGGAAGAUUAUAAUAUUCCAAUUGAGUAUUUGGUUCGAUAUGGGUGGGGUCGAGGAUAUUUUAGUAGCAUCGUUACUUUGGAAGAUGCAAGAAAUAGAGUGCAUUCUUUGGAUGACCAACUAAAAAGAAGGUUUUUGUUACUAGAUGGUGGCAGGAGUGAGACUACAAAAAUGCAUGACAUAGUUCGCGAUGUUGCCAUAUCGAUUGCUUCAAGAGAUCCACAUCGAUUUCUGGUAAGAAGUCAUACUGAAAAUAAAGAGUGGCCAAAUUUAGCUACAUAUGACACAAUUUCACUGGUUGGCGAUCUGGAGAUUCCAGUUGGUUGCCCAAAACUUGAGCUUCUACAGACGAUGAAUGGACGUUUUUCAAAAGGUAGCAUGGACAUCAUUUGUAAGGCGAUGAAAGAACUGAAGGUUUUAGCUUUGGUGGGAAUGGAAAUGGAAGACCUAGGCUCAUCAAGAUCACCAGGAGUACCGAAGAACCUGCGGACCUUGAUCCUAGAUGGGUCUGACUUUGAUGGCAUGUCUACUGAUGUUUUUGGGCCUUUGGAGAAUUUAGAAAUACUCAGCUUUCGGGAUUGUUAUUACAUGCGUGAGUUGCCGAGCGAAAUUGGACGACUUAAACAGUUGAGGUUGUUAGAUACGACAAACUGCAGGAAUCUUGAGGUGAUUCCACAUGGUAUCUUCUCCGGCUUAUGUAGACUUGAAGAGUUGUAUAUGAUGGGUAGCUUUGAUAAAUGGGACCUUGGAACAGGAAGAGAAGAUAAGAGGAUGGCAAGCAUUUCUGAGGUGAUGUCUCUGUCUGAUCAUUUGAAGGUUCUAUCCAUAAAUGUCAUCCACUUGUUGCCAAAAGACAUAGUCUUGAAAAACCCAACAAUAAAAUUCCAUAUAUACUUUCGAACUCGGGCAAGGAAAAUGAUCAAUCGAUUUGCUGAAAGUGAUGCGUUCCAAAAUUGUUUGGUGAUUGAUGACAGUGAUGCAAAGGAGUUGAUGGAGAGUCAAGCAGUUAGACUUAUGUUGAAAAAAUCUGAAAAAUUGGCUUUGCACUAUGUUAACAAUUUCUCUGCCCUCAGUGAUUUAGACGAAGAGGGAUUUCAAGAUUUGAAAGUUUUGUAUCUUGAUAUUUGUCCAAAUAUCGAGUAUCUUGUAAAUGGAACAAGUGCACUCUUUUCUCGCAGACAAUUAGUUAGUCAGCUUCCAAAUAGCUUUUUGACCAACCUAAGAUUCCUUCGAUUGUCAUAUUGUGGUGCCUUAAAAUAUGCCUUUUCACUAUCAGUAGCGAAAAACUUGGUACAACUCCAGGAAUUACAAAUUCUUAAAUGUGAUCAAAUGGAAGAAAUUGUAUCAAAGCAGGGGAGGGAACAUGAGGAAGCAAAUACAAUAACUUUCCAUAAAUUAACCAAUUUGAAUCUCCGGGAUCUACAGAGUUUGGCUGGUUUCUUCCAAGCUAACAAGCUAUACUCCAACCAAGAGGAAACAACGGCAAGGGUUGAGCAUCAAUCUGCAGGAAUAUUUGAAAAAGCAAUAUUUCCAUCAAAGUGCAUUUCAUGGUUUCCAAGUUUAGAAGAGGUAGUAUUGAAAUAUAUGGAGUUUGAAGGCGUGCUAUUUGAUCUGAAAAUCCAUAUAGUUAUGGAUGGGCAGACAGCUCCAACAUGUCCCCAGUUACGUAAGUUGAAGAUAUCCAAAUGUUCGUUUACACACUUGUGCAAAAACAUUCCGUCUGGAUUCCAGGGUUUCCAAAAUUUGAGAUAUUUGGAAUUGAAAUCUUGCUCUGGAAUAAAUUAUGUGUUCUCGCAUUUAAUUGCCUCGGAACUUUUGAAUCUUGAAGAGGUAAAGAUAGGUGGAUGUCGGGACAUGGAAACUAUAGUCAGAAUCACAGAGGAAAAUGAAGAAGAGGCGACAAAAGACAUGAUUUUCUCUCCCAAACUGAACAUAUUUGAAAUAGUAUACCUGCCUCGUCUCACAAGUCUUUGUCCAGAGGGAUUUACAUUUCAAUGGUCAUCCACGAAAAAUAUGCACGUGUACGGAUGUGAAAAAUUGAAGACAUUGGGUGCUGUAAUUCCACAAAGAAAGAAGUUGGAGAAUAAGUCCGAGAAGGAUUCAACAAGUCAUGAUUUCAGCACUUCUCCAACACGUUCAUCAAAUUGGUGCCCUGAUGGGUGUGGAUGCAUACCAUAUUCAAGACCAAACGCCCAACGCCCCAUUGAAAUAUUGCCACGUCCAAUUAAUCAGGAGGUUACACCAACUAAUCUGGAGGACUCAAAUGAUGAUGAUAAUCUUGAAGAACUUUCUGUAAGUGAAUGUAAUUCAAUGGAAGUGAUUUUCCAACUCAAGGGACCAAAGCAUGAAGAAAGUAGUCACUCCGUUGAAGCAUUCAAAAAAUUGAGGUCCUUGUGGUUACAUACGUUAGCAAGUUUACUGCAUGUUUGGGAGACAGGUAGUUCACAACCGAUGUUCGCAGGAAGCAGCUUCGGAAACUUGAAAUCGCUGAGGGUCUAUAAGUGCAACCAGUUGAAAUACUUGUUUUCUUCGUCCAUAGUCAAACUUCUUGUGAGUGUAGAGGACAUACAAGUUGAGAAGUGUGAGCAGAUGGAAGAAAUCGUUGCCGCAGAAGAAGAAGAAGCAGGGGAAAUAAUUACAUUACCUAAAGUGAAGUCCAUCAAGCUUAAAAGCCUGCCAAAACUCAAGUAUUUUUGUGGCGAAGCUUACACUUUGAAGUUGCCGUCUUUGGAGUUAUUGAAGGUUAUUAAUGUGCAAGACUUAAGGCCAUUUGAUUCUAAGCUUGUUGACACGCAUAAUCCCCGAUUGCAAGUAAAACCCGCAUUUCGACAGGAAUGGACAAGUAAGGAUGAAGAUGACAAAAUCGACAGUGAGGAUGAAGAUGAAGAUGACGAAAUCGACAUUGAGGAUGACGAUGACAAAAUCGACAUUGAGGAUGACGAUGACAAAAUCGACAUUGAGGAUGACGAUGACAAAAUCGACAUUGAGGAUGACGAUGACAAAAUCGACAUUGAGGAUGACGAUGACAAAAUCGACAUUGAGGAUGACGAUGACAAAAUCGAAGGCAAGGAUGAAGAUGACGAAACCAAUAGAAAGGACGAACACAAUUGAUUGAUCAAGCACAAAGGAAAAGAGUUUAAAGAACGUUGUGGCUACAGCAAUUCGUUUACUAUAUCAUAUGUACAAACCAAUAAAAGGACAUUUGUUGCACCAGAAUUUCAUUCCAAAAAUACUAUUUAUGUUGCUUAUUUUAUGUACCAUAAAUUUCGAUUGCGAUUAUUACUGUUUGUUUCUAAA
Messenger RNA from Pyrus x bretschneideri (Chinese white pear), 5613 nucleotides. Its product is annotated as probable disease resistance protein At4g27220. The record is from RefSeq and is a predicted model, not a curated record. Bases 1117 to 5427 code for a protein of 1436 amino acids. Gene Ontology annotation, molecular function: ADP binding. The transcript is spliced from 5 exons. NCBI's taxonomy places the organism in Eukaryota, Viridiplantae, Streptophyta, Magnoliopsida, Rosales, Rosaceae.